Molecule: messenger RNA, 255 nt
Organism: Vombatus ursinus (common wombat)
Lineage: Eukaryota; Metazoa; Chordata; Mammalia; Diprotodontia; Vombatidae
Product: cytochrome c oxidase subunit 7A1, mitochondrial-like
Exons: 4
Coding region: 1-255 (84 amino acids)
Biological process (GO): regulation of oxidative phosphorylation; mitochondrial respirasome assembly; mitochondrial electron transport, cytochrome c to oxygen
Source: RefSeq, a predicted model, not a curated record
AUGAGGGGCUUGCUGGUGUCCCAUACCAGAGCUCUCCUCCGAUCCUUCAGCUCCAGCGCCAGAAACCUCUUUCAGAACAAAGUAGCAGAGAAACAGAAACUCUUUCAGGAAAACAAUGAUCUCCCAGUCUACCUGAAGGGUGGGCCCACAGAUAGAUUACUAUAUGGCACAACCAUGGUCAUAGCCUUGGGAGGAACUGGUUAUAGUGUCUUUUUCUUGGGCUGGGCCUCCUUUCCCCAUUCGAAUAAAAAGUAA